Molecule: messenger RNA, 508 nt
Organism: Dendrobium catenatum
Lineage: Eukaryota; Viridiplantae; Streptophyta; Magnoliopsida; Asparagales; Orchidaceae
Product: cytochrome c-like
Exons: 2
Coding region: 107-493 (128 amino acids)
Biological process (GO): mitochondrial electron transport, cytochrome c to oxygen; mitochondrial electron transport, ubiquinol to cytochrome c
Cellular component (GO): mitochondrial intermembrane space
Molecular function (GO): electron transfer activity; heme binding
Source: RefSeq, a predicted model, not a curated record
UCCUCGACAUAAGGAGAGAGGUUGUUCGGAAGUUUAGCCCUAGCUAGCCAUAAGAGAGAGAGGUCGCGUGGAAGAAACACGUCUUUUGACACGUUGAGAAAUACUAAUGGCGUCAUUCUCGGAAGCCCCGCCAGGCGAUCCAAAGGCCGGAGAGAAGAUCUUCAAGACCAAGUGCGCGCAGUGCCACACGGUGGAGAAAGGAGCAGGACACAAGCAAGGGCCAAAUUUGAAUGGCCUGUUUGGACGGCAAUCUGGUACUACCUCUGGAUAUUCUUACUCGACAGCAAACAAGAAUAAGGCUGUGAUUUGGGAGGAGUCUACUUUAUAUGAAUAUUUGCUUAAUCCUAAGAAGGUACUAUCAUUAGCAUUUGAUUUUCUUGAAGGAGGAAUGUUAGUGGUUAUUAUGCUCCUCUUGGCAUUCAAUAGCUCUGUUUACUUAAUCACAUUUUUUUUAAUCUUUUUUAAUCAAUUUAUAGCAUAUCUUUCCUUAUGAUAUUUUGUGUUCCUC